CAAAACUAGAAAAGAGAAAAUAAGUCUUAAAUUAAAGGACUAAUAAGAAAAUGGGAAGCAAAACCAUUGUCUCGAUAAUCUUGGUUGUAUGCCUUUGUGCUGCUUUUUUUGUCGUUCAAGGAGUAGCUCAAGUGCAACUGCCUUCAUUGAGUCCCGGGCUUUUCCCUCCCGGUUCACCUAUUGAUCUGGUGAAAUGUUGGUCGUCUCUUUUUAACGUUCAAGGGUGUGUGCUCGAGAUCUCCAAAUCAAUUUUCUCUGGCAAGUUUGAAAACGUUGAAGGUGCAUGUUGCAAAGCGUUCUCGACUUUAGACGCAAAUUGUUGGCCUCACAUGUUUCCCUUGAAUCCGUUCUUCCCACCUCUCCUCAAGGACAACUGUGCACGCAUCAACUCCAACUUACCUACACACAAUUGA
Camelina sativa (false flax) is the source of this 413-nucleotide messenger RNA. RefSeq lists its product as uncharacterized. NCBI's taxonomy places the organism in Eukaryota, Viridiplantae, Streptophyta, Magnoliopsida, Brassicales, Brassicaceae. Gene Ontology annotation, cellular component: extracellular region; vesicle. Gene Ontology annotation, biological process: regulation of protein localization to cell surface; regulation of double fertilization forming a zygote and endosperm; double fertilization forming a zygote and endosperm. The record is from RefSeq and is a predicted model, not a curated record.